CAGUUGCCGCUCCUCCCGGGUUGCCUCUAUUUCCCAGCAGGCACUGCUGGGAUGCUACUGGUUCUGGUGUCGGGGUGACGUGUGGCUUAGUAAGUCCUGUAUCCGUGGCAGCGGCUGGUUGCGGUUACCGGAGAGAACUUCCCGCCGACAGCCAUCUGGGCCGCAGCGCGCCAAGACGGGUCGGCAGCUAAACUGCUCCAGGGCAGGCACCAUGUUGCAUUCAUCUUUACACCCCAGCAUCUAGCAGUGUUGGCAUGUAGUAGGCACUCAAGAAAUGUAUGUUGAAUGAACGAUGCCUGUGACAAGCAAUUGGACUUUAUUCUUUCCUGACCCUUGCUCCUAUGACAUACCUCCUGACUGCCACUGUCACCCCUUCAAAGCAGAACUUCUCUAGGGAGCCUGGAAGGGAAACAGCUAUGGCCAAGGACAUCUUGGGGGAAGCAGGGCUGCACUUUGAUGAGCUGAACAAGCUUCGGGUGUUGGACCCAGAGGUUACCCAGCAGACCAUAGAGCUCAAGGAAGAGUGUAAGGAUUUUGUGGACAAAAUUGGCCAGUUUCAGAAAAUAGUUGGUGGUCUAAUUGAGCUUGUUGAUCAGCUUGCGAAAGAAGCAGAGAAUGAGAAGAUGAAGGCCAUCGGUGCUCGGAACUUGCUCAAAUCCAUAGCAAAGCAGAGAGAAGCCCAACAGCAGCAACUGCAAGCGCUAAUAGCAGAAAAGAAAAUGCAGUUAGAAAGGUAUCGAGUUGAAUAUGAAGCUUUGUGUAAAGUAGAAGCAGAACAAAAUGAAUUUAUUGACCAAUUUAUUUUUCAGAAAUGAACUGAAAUUUUCAUUAUUUAUAGCAGGAAGGCAAAAAAAAAAAAAAAAAAAAAAAAAAAAAAAAAAAAUUCCCAAAAAAAAUCAAACAAAAUAACCCUUUGUACUAUUCCAGUGACUGACUGAUGACCAAGUAUGUAAUGUCAGUGUAAGGAGGCAGUAUUCCCAUCUGGGGUACCUCUGGGGCAACUGGUAAACAGUGUCUGGCCACUGCUAGUGGCAGGGCAGAGCAGGGCCUCACCUCUUGCAUUCUCAGCACAAACUAAACAGCCUGUAAAAUUUGACCCAUUUUUUUUUUCCCCUCAAAAAGCUCUCAAUGAAAAGCAAUAAAUACCCUUUGCAAA
This is a messenger RNA of Cricetulus griseus (Chinese hamster), 1156 nucleotides long. The record is from RefSeq and is a predicted model, not a curated record. Lineage: Eukaryota; Metazoa; Chordata; Mammalia; Rodentia; Cricetidae.